Molecule: messenger RNA, 1795 nt
Organism: Homarus americanus (American lobster)
Lineage: Eukaryota; Metazoa; Arthropoda; Malacostraca; Decapoda; Nephropidae
Gene: Dpm3
Product: dolichol-phosphate mannosyltransferase subunit 3-like
Exons: 3
Coding region: 163-444 (93 amino acids)
Biological process (GO): GPI anchor biosynthetic process
Cellular component (GO): endoplasmic reticulum membrane; dolichol-phosphate-mannose synthase complex
Source: RefSeq, a predicted model, not a curated record
UGUACUGGACGAGAGGUGGCAGCAGCUACCAGGAGCAAGAUGAUGAAUUAGUGUGUCAUCCAGUAUUGAGGAUCUUGAGGGUCAUCUCGGCCCCUGUCAUAUCCCAGCAAUACUGUGCAGGAGUUUCAACGUGCACAUCGCCACGUCAGACAACAGAUCAACAUGACCAAGCUAAUGGAAUGGUUAACUGGGGCAGUACUUAUCCUUGGUCCUUGGUCAGCAGUCGUCACCAACACUAUUCAAAAUGAAUUUACUAAGCAAUACUACUUGGAGAUCUUGUUGUUUCCAGUCCUCUUGGUAGCAUUAUUUGGUUUAGCAUCAGUUGCCAUAAUUGCUUAUCGUGUUUAUACAUUUAAUGACUGUAAGGAAGCAGCAGAAGAGUUACAGAAUCAGAUUAAGGAGGCAAAGGCUGAUCUAACAAAAAAGGGUUUAAAAUUGGACUAGAGGUCAGAAAUGUUUUUCUUUAUCUUCAUGAAGAAAUUAUUACAAUUCAUAGAAUAAUUCAGCAGACAGUGGUGCCAUUCUUUCUAUAAACUGAUAACAGGAAUUUAAUAAAUUGGAAACAAAAAGUUUUCCUUUGAGUCUUCUCUAAAGGACCCCAACUUCAAGAAAAAUUUAAGAUUAAUGGGCAAGGCAAUGAAAUUAUAACAUUAAGCACCAAUAUUUAGUUGAUACUUUACUCUAAAGUCAUUCCAUAUCUUAAGAUAACUGAAGCUUUGUGAUAAUAAACUAUUAACUUUAAUCUCUAAUGAGGGUAUUGUUUCUUGUAGACUAUCAUUAGUACCGUAUUGCCUAUACUGUAAUUAACUUUUGUCAUCAAAAUUGUCUUUUUUCCCCCAAUGCUAAUGAAAUAUAAUUACAAUUGUUGAUUGGCCUAAAAGUUAUGGUGCCCAUGAAAUAUGUAAUUGCAAUUGUUGACUGACCUAAUUUUUUUUUUUUUUAUACUAUUUUGUAGAAUAAAGUGAUAAAAUAACAUAGUCUUUCAUCACACCAUGUCCUUUACAUCAUAUUAUCUAAAUGCGCUGUACUGUUUGAUUCUCUUGUGAGUUGUCUUUAAUAGGGUGGCCACAAGCAGAUACUUGUCAAUAUCUCUACACUUUUUAGUAUUAAUUACUUUGAAAAAAGUGAUGAAACGUUUCAUGAAGAAUGCUUCUGCUUCGCCUAAUUGGUGUAUAAUCAGUCACUACUUGUUUGUAUUACUGAAUGUGUAAAGGAUGAGUGUUAAUUGCAGAGAGUAUAAACAAACAGUUUACGGAUAAGACUAAAAUGGAAAGCUUGGGAAAAGUGUUACCAGUAUAUAUUUAAUGAUUUUAUCCUCAUUCACUCCAUUCUUAAAUAAAGUAAUGAUUAAAAAACACCAUACAAUAUUGCUCUCAUCUCUUCAUCAAAAAGCCAAGUAAACCAAAAGCAGAACAAUUUAUAACCAGCACUUCCUUCUGUAAUAUCAUAGUUCUGGUUACCUAACGAAAUAAUACUUUACAGAGACAUUCAAUGCAUACAGGUAAAAGAAAUAUGAAUGAUAACAUUAACUGAGAAUGUGCUGCUAUGGUUUCACUACACAGAAAUCAACUAGCCCUUAAGAAGAUGCAACCAAUGUUUGUGGGAAAUUCCAUGAACAGUUACUAGCAAAAUUAAACAUCCACUUGUUGAAGGAUAAGGAAAUACAUUUACAAAAGUCUUCAGUGGCAUAAAGCUAUACAGGUGUAUAAUUUCUUUGAAUGAUAAAAAUGCUGUAUAUUUUUCUUUACAGUACCACAAACUGUAUCUGAAGACCAAUAAAAUUAAAAGAAAAAGU